AUCAUUUAUCACCAUGUUUGUCGUUAAGGAGACGCUCUCUUCAUGUCUUGACAUGGUUCUUGCCCCGUUUUCUCAUACAGCUCAGACAAGACGAACAUGUGAGUGGACAAAUGUCCCACUGGAGACCAGGAGGGCCCUAACCGGGGGAAACAGUCACAACGAACGAUCCAUUCACAAACAUGUUUUCACUGUCUGUGGCCAUCGUUCUAGAAAUUGCGUCGAUGUUUGAAAACCCGGCGUGUCGAGCAAGCCCUUUCAGUCAGUCAGUCAAAGCCAGACUUGAAGAGGCUUUAGAUCACAUCGUUGAGCUGGCGAACACCAGAAGAGGGCCGCCACAACAUCCAUUCACUAUCACCACUAUCACUCAUGGUGUACGUAGUACGUACGUACUAUGGUAGAAUAUGUUCAGCUCUCUGAGCCGGAGCCUUACCCUCCCGGCUUUAACAAUUGAUCUGUAGCGCCAGGAACAUACACAUGCCGCUGGAUUUAUUUUUUUUUGUUUUCUGCGCAGUUCGUCGACGUGUCGUUUCUUAGCUUGAACUUGAACCAGCAGUUCCAAAUUUUGGUCCUUAAGCGAACAUCAUAAUUGUGCAUCCGUCCCCAAUUGUGCCCAACCCACGUCUUUUAAUACUCGCUGCUUUCUCAAACUUUACCUUCCGUUGAAUUCCGUGGGAGAAGUAAGGCCGUGUCGAGGCCGAACUACGAAGAGAGGGAGAAGGCCUACUCUGCGUGAGGCUCAAGAUCAAGGCCAAAGGCCUAAGUAUUGGCCGGUGGAAACAGCAGCACCUCGAGUGACGUGGAAAAGAGAAGGAGCACGAUUAGAACACGGUGCAUUCUCCGAGGGAGUUGUGUGUUGCUCCCAACCCCAAAGUCCAUUUGAUCGGCAACGUGGUCAGGAUCGUUCCUCGCCCAUAUUGAAUAGUGGAGAGUGAUUCCACCUCCGGAUUGUCAUGGCAGCUACUCCAGUGUUCGCCACGCCCACAAACUCGCCCCUGAGAUCCAGUCCGAAUGUGAAACAAUUCACAACGACGCCCCUGCACAAUCCGAUUAGGGCGUCCAGACGUUCCCGGUGCAUUUCGUGCUCAGAUAAUGGACAAUAUCCAAGCUUGGACCUGAAUGUGGAGGACGAGGAUACCUUGGAGGAUUUCCCCGAGAAGUAUGUGGCCCGGUCUAAUCGAAGCAAUUCUUUGGUUGGUCGUAUUGUCGAAGAUGUCCUCUAUGGAACGGUCAAAUAUUUCUGUCGAUCUCGUGGACACGGGUUCGUUAAUCCGGAUGUGAAUCCGUAUGAAGAUCUUUUUGUGCACAUUUCCGACAUCGAAGGCGAGUUUGUGCCCAAGAGAGGUGAUCGCGUCUCGUACCGGCGAUGCCCUCUACCGCCCAAAUUCGACAAAUUCCAGGCUGUUCAUGUCCACAUCUUGAAAUGCUCUCCACACUCACAUCGAAAAUGGGAAUCGCCCGAAACGCCAGAGGAGAUCGAAGAGGAUAAACAAAUCGAAUCUUUGCCUUAUGACAUCUAGGUGAUAUGGGAAUGAAAGUGACGAGCGAUGAAUAUUCUUUCAAAUGUGGAAAUCCUUGGCAACCAACCCAACCGGUUCCGAUGACUCUCCAAGGACGUGUAAUAAUUGGCUGUGCUUUGCGAAGUGCAUUGUUGAUGGUGUCAUAUCAAGAGAAAGUAACAAAAGAAACCUGCUUCAUUGUAUCGAAAGCCAUGGAUGAAGACAAUAAGCGUGUCAUAAGUUGUCUUAAUAUAGACACUCACUUUCACGUUCUAAAAAUGGCCAACUCGAACGUUGCCGAUCGGGCAUGUGAAUUUAGAUACCUGUUGUUGGAUAGCGUGCUUACCGUCCCACUAUCCGAGCGCUUUAGAUGUAUUUUUGGGGCAUGAGCAUAUGAAAUAUAAUCUUAAUUUCAAA
Messenger RNA from Tigriopus californicus, 1913 nucleotides. Its product is annotated as cold shock domain-containing protein CG9705-like. Bases 951 to 1517 code for a protein of 188 amino acids. Gene Ontology annotation, cellular component: cytoplasm. Gene Ontology annotation, molecular function: mRNA 3'-UTR binding. Gene Ontology annotation, biological process: regulation of mRNA stability. Lineage: Eukaryota; Metazoa; Arthropoda; Copepoda; Harpacticoida; Harpacticidae. The record is from RefSeq and is a predicted model, not a curated record. The transcript is spliced from 2 exons.